Eurypyga helias (sunbittern) is the source of this 1251-nucleotide messenger RNA. RefSeq names its product 1-phosphatidylinositol 4,5-bisphosphate phosphodiesterase beta-2-like. The transcript has 13 exons. NCBI's taxonomy places the organism in Eukaryota, Metazoa, Chordata, Aves, Eurypygiformes, Eurypygidae. The record is from RefSeq and is a predicted model, not a curated record. The annotation marks the transcript as partial. Gene Ontology annotation, molecular function: phosphatidylinositol-4,5-bisphosphate phospholipase C activity. Gene Ontology annotation, biological process: lipid metabolic process; phosphatidylinositol-mediated signaling.
UUUGUUAUGGGACCCAGAGAUGCAGAUGCUGAGCUGGACAUGUACAGGGGAGAAACUCGGACCGAGUUACUUCGCACCUCGUAUUUUGAGGUGGUGAAGCAGCGUGAGCUCGUGGACCGUGGGGACAGGAGCGCCUUCAUUCAGCCUUACGCCGGCGUCGCUGCGUUCGUCCCCGAGGGAGGCGUGUCAGAACCGCAGCCGCUGCAGGAACUGGGGAAAACGCAGGGGCAGAAAUCUGCAGGGUCUCACGUGGAAGAGGUUCAGACGUCCGCUUACCAAGCCGCCGCGGCGGGCAUCGUCUGUGCUCUGAGCCUGCAGCAAACGGAGUGCCAGAAGCUCCGCGAGGUUUUUAACUUGGAUUACCCUCACAGCGACUUCCUGCUAAAGACACUGACUAUUGUAUCCGGCCCCGACAUGGUGGACCUCACUUUCCAUAACUUUGUGUCCUACAAGGAGAAUGUUGGCAAGAGCUGGGCUGAGGACAUUAUGGCCAUCGUUCAGAAUCCCCUCACAUUCAACGCUUCCCGGUACACCUUCCUGGAGAAGAUCCUGGUGAAGCUGAAGAUGCAGCUUAAUGCAGAGGGGAAGAUUCCUGUCAGGAAUAUUUUUCAGAUGUUUCCUGCAGACAGGAAGAGGGUGGAAGCAGCAUUAAGCGCUUGUCAUCUUCCAAAGGGCAAGAACGAUGCCAUCAACCCAGAGGACUUCCCUGAGACGGUGUAUAAAACGUUCCUCAUGAAUCUGUGUCCACGGCCCGAGAUCGAUGAGAUAUUUACCUCGCACCAUUUAAAAGCAAAGCCCUACAUGACCAAAGAGCACUUGGCAAAGUUUAUCAACAAGAAGCAGCGCGACUCUCGCCUCAAUGACAUCCUUUUCCCACCCGCCAAGCCCGAGCAGGUGCAGAGCCUGAUAGAGAAGUAUGAGCCCAGUGGGAUUAACAUCCAGAGAGGGCAGUUGUCUCCAGAGGGAAUGGUCUGGUUUCUCUGUGGCCCUGAGAACAACGUGAUAGCACUGGACAAGUUGGUGCUGUACCAGGACAUGACCCAGCCGCUCUCACACUACUUCAUCAAUUCAUCCCACAACACCUAUUUAACAGCCGGUCAGUUCUCGGGUAUCUCGUCUCCCGAAAUGUACCGCCAGACGCUGCUGGCUGGCUGCCGCUGCGUGGAGCUGGAUUGCUGGAAAGGCCGUCCCCCAGAUGAGGAGCCCAUCAUCACUCACGGGUUCACCAUGACAACCGAGAUCCUCUUUAAG